UUAUUGACAUGUGGAAGAAGGACCAAUGGCAAAAGGCGUUUCAAACGUCCCCUCCUUCCAUACUGUUGAGUGGCACUAGGCGAUUCAGGAAAGGAGUUUCUGUUUGGAUGUACAAGGCUCGAUUCACUCGAAGCUCAUUCUCCGGUGCAUCUGCGUAUUCCAACAGCACACAGAAAAUCACCAGACUAGGAUGUAACCAUUUCCACAUGUUUUUUACGCUUUCUUUCUUUUCUUCAUUUUCUAUUAUAUUUUUUAAUCACUUAUUGUUAUGCAAGGAUUAACUUUUACCAAAAAUGAUCGGGAUAUACUUUUUGUGCCGACAAAGCAAAAUCUGUUCUGAAUGCAAGACCUAUGUGAACCUCUCGAAGGGAUUAUAACAUCUGGGUGGUGUUCGAUGCCCACGGCUUUCCCACUGGAUAUCGGAUUUAUCGCUUUUCGACAGAAUGGAGGGCCGGGAUUUUGCUCCACCGCCUCACCUCCUUGCUGAUCGGGGCGCGCUGGUUCACCGCGCCGCCUCUCGGAUAGCUCCUACGGGGCACAGUUCCGUGCAGCAUCCCGGCCACUUCCAGCCUGGAAAAUACUACCCAUCCCACAUACCAAUGGCUCCGCAUUCAGGUGGGGGUCUGAUGGGGAACUCGUCGGCCUCCUUCAUGGGGACCUUCCUGGCCAGUAGCCUGGGCUCGCCCCCGUCCCACCACUCUGGGCCCCCCUCCUCCCCGUCAUCACCCUCCUUUCGUGGGGGCCCCCACUCCAGCACCUCGCAGAUCUGGUUCCCCCACUCACAUGAAGCCCCAGGGUACCCUCGCUUUUCAGGGAGCCUAGCCCCCACCUUCCUUCCCAUGAGCCCCCUGGAUCACCAUGGCAACAGCAGCGUUCUCUACGGGCAGCCCCGUUUCUAUGACACGCAGAAAGAUUUUUAUCUCCGCGGCCUCUCUUCGCAGCCCUCUCUGCUCUCCACCAAUCACGGCCUGCCAGGCCUCUCUCGGACCACGCCCGGCCACCCGCUGGGCUCGUGCAGUCGAGAGCAGGACCCUGGAGGAGGAGGAGGAGGAGGAGGGGGCGGUGGUGGAGGAGGACCUCCCCAGCACAAGGGCUCUAAAGAGGGGCAGUCAGGCGAGCGAGGAGUGGGGUCCUCCGGGAAGGACAAGGAGAGGUCCGCCAGCAGCAAGCAGGAAGCCAAGGAGCGCCAACAGCAGCAGCAGCAGCAACAGCAGCAGCAACAGCAGCAGCAACAGCAGCAUGGGCAUCUUCAUGGGCACCAUGGGCACCUGUUGCAGCACGCUCACCCGCACCCCCACCACCCGCACCAUCAGCACCCCUCCACACACAACCCCUCGCCGCUGGGGGAUGAGGACCCCCGGCACCCCCUGGAACGGCACAAGGGCCUCCCAUCGCCGCAUCUAGAUCCGACUACAAGAGGACGACCCCAAAAGCACCGCAUGAACAACUGGCGCGCCCGGUGGAGCGGUCAGCAGCAGCACCAUCGGGGCAGCAGGUGCUGCAAGGAGGGCGUGAGCGGGGACAUGAGGAUCAGCGAGCCGCCGCUGCCAUCGCUGCCGUCGUCGUCGUCGCCCUCCGACUGCCUGAGGAGAGGCUCGGUGCUGGGCCACGCGCACACACACACGCAUCGCAGCACCCUUUUCGCACACACACCUUUUCCAAGAUCCACCGCGCCCUCCGCGCCGCGACUCCGGGCGUGGCCCUCCAUGUCACCCUCAAGGGCCACCCCUCCCCUCCCCUUCCGCUGGCAUAGCUAUGGGGGGCGUGGCUCUGCACUACCCACCCAGCGCCAUGCCGCCCACGACUCCACCCCACCACCCCGAAGCUCUACUGCCUCCCCACCCCCUCUCAUGCCCACCUCCUCCGCCCAGGACAAGGGCCACCCCUCGCCCUCGUCCAGGGACUGGAGUGCAUCGGGCCCCCACGUCGCCGGAGAGUCGGGGAAGGAGACCAAAGCCUCUGGGGAGAAGCCCAGCGGGGGAGGGGGGAGCCGGGGGAGCGGGUCGGCCAACGGCCCCUCCAACCCGAGUCCCUCCCAGUCCCAUCCGGCCAGCAGCUGCCAAAGGAAAUCUGCUCAGCAGCAGCACCAUCAGCAGCAGCAGCAGGAGCAGCAAACAGCCGCGCCAUAUGCAGGAAGGUCAGACAAGGUUCUGAUUGGCAUACGGUUCCGUAGCAUCCGCUCCGCAUACACCCGCCUGCAGCGCAGCUGCAUCCGCAGAGCCUCGAUGCCCCAGGGUGCGAAAGCCGGGGUCCACCCGUCGCCGCAGCACCUGGCCAAGAGCGGACUGUACGCGAGCACGCCGCCCUUUCGGGACUGUUCUCACCCGCCCAACGCCGCGUCGCCCCCUCCACCCCGCGUCCCGCCUCGUCGACAGGAAGGGCGGGGUGGAGGGAGAGGGCGAUCUGCGCUGCGACCUCGCGAUGGGCAGGUGAAGGUUGCUAGGAUACGGCACCAGCAACAUGGCGCGUCCGGCUCGGAGCACGAUGGGAAGCACCGGUCGGAGGGGUCAGCGGUGCCCCCGUUGGUCUACGGCAGCCACCCGGUGGCCGGCAUCCCCCCCAGCGGAUGGGCACCACCGCCACCACCACCCCGCGGUCACCACAGCGACCAACACAAGGCCUACCUGGACUCCUUCAGUAACGGUUCCAGCUCUGGUUCCGGAUCUGGUUCCAGUUCCGCCACAAAGACCCACGUUCCUCCACACACGCGGCACGACACGCAACCGCAACCUCCGCCCUCCACCCCUCCCCACCAGAGGGACUCUACAGCGCCCCCUAGCGACGGGGGCAGUAGCGCGGGCAGUGGCAAUGGAGGCAGCGCCAUGAAGAGCCUUAUGAAGUACAGCAGCCAGCCGCUGUCCCUCUCCCAACAGAAAAGCCCCUUCGGGGGCCUGGGGUGCCUCAAGGGGCAGAGCCAGAGGCAACAGAACCAGGGACAGGGGGCAAACCAGGGGGGCAUCUGCACACUCCAGGAAGGAGGGCACACCAAGCAGAGCCUGCCGCCUAGGAGAGGGUCAUCGUCGUCGUCGGGAGAGGGGACAGACUGCGGCGGCCGGGCGAAGCAGCUGCAGUCCGGCGACUUCGACCGGGAGGGCGGAGUCCGGCCAGCCCCAUUGGGAUAAGCUGCGGGAGUCGCCAGGCACGGAACCCCGCGGCGCCCCCCCUGGCGUGCAUAGAGCCACAGACGUACACGCAGGGUGCUGCCCAGCAUGAAAGGUGUGCCGCGGUCCAUGUUCCCGCUGGAACGGGAGCUGGAGGAAGAGAGGAAGAGGAUGACCGAGGAGCAGCUGGGUCUGCCCUCGCUUGACCGCGACCGCGAACUCUUCAUCAGGGAAAACAAAGAACGGGUCGAGUUUGCCAGGAUCCACCCGUCCAGCAGUUGCCAUGGUGACCUGACCUCUCACCUCAUCGUGCCGGGCGGGGCUUCCUUGCAGGCCAGCCAAUUAGGAGCAGACCACGUCUGCUCCCUCUCGCCUGGAGCUUCAGCGCGGCGCUUUGCACCAGAACCUGCCCGCGGCUUUCGGGCGGCGCCAUGCAGCCUGUGCCCCUGCCCCAGGGAUCUGCCCAUCAAGGCUGGUGGUCCUGCCAACCAUCCCACUGCCCACCCAGCUGCACACCACCUGGAUGUGAUGGAGCAGCAGGGUCUGUGGCCGCCCGUCUACGGUGCCCGCGGCCCCGCCUCGCACAUGCAGCAUCCCGCCGUCUACUCCCGCUCCCAGUUUCUCACGGCAGCAAGGGAGCUCUACGCUGCGGCAGCAUCGGCGCACCAGCGGCACAGGCGGGCAGACCGUAGACUGGCCCACCGACGCUCUGCAGCCUGGCGGAAGCCAGAGGACCCACCCAUGGAGCUGGACGACUCGACCCACCAAUCAGAGGCCAGAACCCAGAGGCCCUUCUCCUACCCGUCGUCCAAUCGGAGCUCGGCAUCACCUGGGGCCUGUCCUCCGCUACCGCCCCGGCGUCGUCGACCUUGACGGCGCCUCUCCCAUGUUGCGCUCUCCGGCGACGUUGUCCCGCACCCUAAGCCGCGCCCGUGUCCGGCAAUCGCCGCCCACCGUUCGCCCCGCCUGAGCCCUUUGGCGCCCCCGCACCCCCCCACGCGGGCCGACCCCCAGGAGCAGAGAGCCGAGGGCCAGCCGCCACAGGAUUACCCACAAUCCCUUGAGCCGGACCUUCCUCCGGGAUACACCUACCCGGCUAUCGCCAUGGGUUACAAGGCUGGCCCCUCCCCUCAGGAAGUGCGAUUGGCCGAGCACGCCGACCUGGAGGCGGAGCAAGCCGAGCCUGCUGAGCCCACCCCAGAGCCUCCGGCGCUGCCGCAGGCCCGGAAGGGGGCCGAGUCCGGCUGCCACGACAACGAGCCGCGUUCCGCCAGGACUGACCAGGAAGUGGACGUGGACCGCGGGGAAGUUGAUGCACGGCAAACGAUCGGAGAGGAGGUCGGAGAAGGAGAGGUGGAGAUGGACGCAGGGGUCAUUUGCGCUCCUGCCGAACGCUCCCACCAGCAACUCCGUCCCUUCGCCUCCUCCAGGCCCGCUCCCGAUCCAGGGUCCCCCCAGCCUGCCGCGCCUCCUCCUCCUCUCACGCAGGAGCCGCAGGGAGCAGGAGACGCAGCCGCGCUCCCCCUCCACCAGGAGCAGUCGGCCACGGCGGAGGCCCAGCAGCGUCCAGCUCCACCGCGGAGCGACGAGGCGGCGCCGGACGAGACGCGGCCAGGGGGAGCUGGAGAGGAGUCCAGUCAGACCCACAGCCAGAACCAGAACCAGAGCACCCACUGCCAAGUGCCUCCCGCCUCACCUGCCCAGGAGGAGGUUGAGGUCGCUGGGGCAGCUGUGGAGGCUUCUGGGGUCCCCCGAGUGGAGCAUCUCCAGGGUGACCCCGAGGAGCAGCAGGAGCAGGAGCAGGAGGAGGUGCAGGAGGAGGUGCAGGAGGAGGUGCAGGAGGUGGAGGAGGAGAUGGAGAAGGAGGAGACCCAGUCACCUCCUCACUCUUCCCCAGCGCGUUCUCCAUCCCUGGUCGUCACGGCGCCCAGCCCGGCCGGCGUGUCCGGAGUGUCCGUGUCCGAGCUCGGUCAGCAGUACCCCGGCUCGUGCAUCUGGAGCCUGGAGCUGCUGAUCGCCGCGGCGAUCUGUGCCACGCGGGACGCUGCCAACCCCCUCCCUGGGUCGGGGCCGAUGGGCGUUGGGGCGGCUGGGUCGGCGGUGCCCCCCGCAGGGUGCCACCCUAACCGGGGCAUGGAGCUGCUGAGCGAGAUGGCCGAGCUGGAGGCCCAGCAGCAGCAGAGGAACAGCGCACAGGAGGGGGGAGGAGAUGACCAGCUGACCUUUGACCUUCAGAGUCUGGCAACACUGGCGGCAGCUCGGGCGCUGGAGUUUGAGUCGCCAGGGGCAACAGAGAUGGGCGGCACCAACAAAUGUCCGAUCCGCCGCACCCUCAACCUGCGAAGGAAGUGCAAGUGGACACCUCGCCAUGAGCCGGUGUGUCCGGUGAAGGGCGGCCUGGAGAGGAUGGAUGGAGAGGAGCUGGCCAUGCGAGUGCGUCUGGCCGAGCUGCAGAGGAGAUAUAAAGAGAAGCAGAGGGAGCUGGCCAAACUACAGAGGAAACACGACCACCAGAAAGAGGAGACAUCUCGUAGCCCUGCUCGUCGAGGGCCUGGCCGUCCACGGAAACGCAAGUCUGGCUCCAGUGGUCCUACCGAGCUGCCAAAAAGGGUCAAGUCAGUAGGGGUGGGGCUUAGUCUGCUGGGCGGAGAUGAGGAAGUGGGCAGAGUCGGAGAGAGGAAGAAAAAGAAGAUGACCAACAGCAGCUACGAUCGCCAUGGAGCCACUCAGGUGAAGGUGGGCUGCAGGCCUCGCGGUCGACCCUGUGUGCUGAGCUCCAAGCUGGCCCAGCUGAAGCAGCAGGCCCGGGGGAAGCGCUCUGGAGCCCGGCCCGGAGGCCUGCUCUGCCACAGGGAGAGCCUGUCCAGCCCCAGCCCAGCCUCUGAGCGCUUCGCUGGGGACCACUCCAAGCCCGCGGCCCACAAGACCAGUCCGGGGAACCAGGGAGGGGCCCAGAACCACACAGCGGGCAGUGGCACAUCUGGUGCGCGUCAGGACUGGGCAGGGCAGCGUUUGAUGAUGCGGAGGGGUCGGAGGGCAAAGGGGACGCCAGCGCACCUGCAGGUGGGGGUCCGCAGAAGGUCAGCCGACGGACGGCCGGAGAGUGCUGCCUCUGAGAGCCAGUCCUCAGACCAAGCAGAGGAGGAUGAUGGGAGCUACGACAGCGAGGAUGGCCCGGAUGGUGCCAGAAGCCUGUCGUCCCGGGAGCAGCUAGUCGGCAUGGCGACCCCCGGGUCCGCCUCCUCGUCUGCGGUCAGGAUGGAGGCCAAUCGGAAAGUGGAGAGCAAAAAAGAGAGGCAGGGACACAUGGCUCAUGCGACCGGCGAGGACGUGAAGCCUCACAAGCGGCCGGUAGGGCGUCCUCCGCUGCGCUCGGUCGACAGGAAGCCCCUGGACGCUGGGUCCCGGUCCUGCAUGCCGCCCGCCCGCUGGUGCUUCGGACGCAGCCGCGGCCUCAAGAGCAUCCCCUCGCCCGCCGACCGCCUCAAGAAGGCCACGCGUAAGAGCGCGCUGCAGUGCACCAUGGGAAAGAGGAGAACAUGCAGGUUGGGAGCCGCCCCGUCACAGAAUGAUGACAUCAGAUGGAGCCGAAAGGGCAGGAGUAAACAGGUUACGGGUCAUGUGAGUCAUUGGCUGGAGAGCCACGCAGAUGAAGACCUCAAAGACAGAUCUAUAACCCAGACUCUGCCAGACUGUGUGCUGACUAAGGAGAAGCUGGUGGAUGGACUCAAGGUGCUGAUCUCUAAAGAAGAUGAGCUGCUGUACGCUGCCCACGCGCACACUCUCGGGAUCUCUCCUGACAUAUACAGUGUUGUCAUCGAGGGCGAGAGAGGGAAUCGUCCCAGGAUCUACUCCCUUGAGCAGUUGCUUCAGGAAGCGGUUCUGGAUAAGCGACCAGAGUCUGUGGCGGUUCUAACUGAAGGAACGCGAGUGUGUGCAUAUUGGAGUGAACGCUCUCGCUGUCUGUAUCCAGGAUACGUCCACAGAGGAGGUCCUGGUGAGGAGGAGAAGGAAGGGAGUGUGAUGGUGGAGUUUGAUGAUGGAGACAGAGGCUGGAUCUCUCUUCAGAACGUCCGUGUCCUGCCUCCUGGAUAUCAGGUCCACUGUGCGGAGCCUUCUCCUGCCCUAUUGGUGUCUCCAGGGCGACAGUGUCGCCGGAGCAACACCCAGGAGCGGUCAAGUGCGCAGGCGGAGAGCACGUCAGACAGGCAGACCUGCAGGGACGCCAACAAGACCAUUGCAAAGGCCAGGCCAGGGAGACCAAAGUUGGUCCAUUCCGGAAUGAAAGCGUGCACUUCCGAGAGUGUGACGGGCAGCACCGCGCCUCUCCUCGGAUGGCCGGCCAUGGCCAUGUCCCGGAAGAGACCGCUGGACCUCUUCCACUUCAACGGCCUGCCCAAGAAGGCGCUGCGUGGUGGCCGGGAGUCUGACCUGUUCCCCCUGACGUCCGCGCCGAUGUCCAUGCCGACCAAGAGCAUCUUCAACUCCUCCUUCGAGGUGGACUCUUUCAGCAGCAUCGCCAAUGGUUACUCGUCGUUCGGGAGUCAGCAUCAGCACCACAGUCAAAACCACCACCACCACCACCACCACCACCAGCAUCCGCACCACCCACACCCACAUCAUCCCAAUCCCCAUCCUCAGCAGCAGCAGCAGCAGCAGCAAGGGUCCAUUUUGCCCCUGGGUCAUCUCAAGAGCAGCCCCUACAGCCGGGGCCGCAAACCGGGCGACAGGAAGGAGUUCCUGGUCAAGCUGGACCACGAGGGGGUGACGUCCCCCAAGACCAAGAACGGCAAGGCGCUGCAGCUUCUCGGUGGACACGAGUCGGCCGGCUCCCGGCUGGAGAGAGGCUUCGGGGGCAAAGGCCUAAGCGACGUCCACCACCACGUGGGGUACGCCCACCCGGCGCUGCUGGCCAAGGACAGCAAGAAGGGCAGUAGUGGAGGCGGUGGAGGAGGUGGUGCUGGUGGUAGCCGAACAGAGCUGUUGAUGAUGAAAGGCGCGUCCCAUACCAGGAAGCCCCACAUGGGGCUGGGUGAGUUUGCCGAGUACGGUGGGGCCGGCAGCGCUGCCCACAACUGCCACAGCGACUGCUCCUACUCGGACCUGGACGAGGAGGACGAGGAGGUGGAGGAGGAGGUGGAGGAGGAGGAGGAGGCGGCGGAGGUGGUGCGGAGGAGGGCGGCGGCGCUGGCGGCAGCCCGCGGGGAGCUGCGUUCGGCCGGACGCUUCCUCUCGCGCCUCUCCGUCUCCUCCUCGUCCUCGGGCUCCUCCUCGUCGUCCAGCUCAGGAUCGCUGUCCAGCUCCAGCCUCUGCUCCUCGGACAACGACUCGUCCUACAGCUCCGAUGAGGAGGAAGCGUCCAGGCUGAUGCUCCAGGGUUGCCUGUCAUCCCGGCACCCUCUGCUCCAACAACAACAGCAACAACAACAACAACAGCAACAGCAGCCACAACAGCCGCAGCAGCCUCUAGACCAGGCCUCUGCUCCGGCUAGACACGGCGGCUUCAGCUCCAAGGCCAUGGCAACAUCGGGGUCCAAGCCUUCAGCCAACAACGGUGCGGCAAAGCCACCCCGAAGGAAAGAGACCCCCAGCACUCCCACCAUCUCACCGUCUCCUGCCAAAGCCACCAAAGAGCCGCCCAAGCGCCAGAAAGUGGCGUCCUCAUCGCCGGACAACUCCCCAGCCACCUCCCCUUUCAUGCCCGGCAGACAGCUGUGGAAGUGGUCCGGAAACCCGACUCAGAGGAGAGGUAUGAAAGGAAAGGCCCGGAAGCUUUUCUACAAGGCCAUCGUGAGAGGCAAAGACAUGAUCCGCGUCAGCGACUGCGCCGUGUUCCUCUCACCUGGGCGGCCUCACCUGCCGUACGUGGGCCGCAUCGAGAGCAUGUGGGAGUCGUGGGCUGGGAACAUGGUGGUGAAGGUGAAGUGGUUCUACCACCCCGAGGAGACCAAGCUGGGCAAGAGGCACCGCGACGGCAAGCAUGCCUUGUACCAGUCGUGCCACGAAGACGAAAACGACGUCCAGACCAUCUCCCACAAGUGCCAGGUGGUCAGCCGCGAUGAAUAUGAACGUCUCAGCCGCUCCAGGAAGCCCAAUAGCCACAGCCAGGACCUGUACUACCUGGCUGGGACCUAUGACCCCACCACGGGCCAACUAGUGACCGCCGACGGUGUGUCAAUCAUCUGCUAGAGGUCACAGAAGGAGACCCCUUUGGGAAUUACUACUGAAAGAGUGACGGAUACCACCCACCCACCUCCCCCCCACCCCCCUCCCCACAUGAAUAUGAUAAUAGGGCAGGGGGGCAAUGAAGGCUGGGACUGACCCACAACAAAAAGCUGUCCGUGCCAUUGGUCUUGUUGGGCUCUGACCGCCCCCUCCCUAUCUCUGUGCGGGGAGAGUUGGGUUGGAUGGCGGCUGCCCACCCCAGCUGUUGUGGACCGCAGCAUCAGGUGUCUGAUGCAUCCUUGGUGUCUGCACCGUAAAGAGAUCCAGGGGCGAUAGAGAACCCGUAGGACGGAACUAGAACACUCGAUCCGGCCCGACCCGACCUAAAGCCAAGGAACGUAACUCAGAGAACACGGUCAAGCACUGGAGUCUUCUACAAGAGAAGGACAUUGAUACUGACCUUACCAUUACGAGAUGUGUAAAAAAUAUAAAGAAAAGAUUAUGAAAAGACAAAAAGGCAAAGAGCUCAAUGGGAGGAUGGUCUUUGGGAAGAUUAAAAUGGAGUCUCUCGCUCCCUACACUGGUCUUACAGGUUUCUACAUGCUCCAUCAGGACCAAAAACACUGUUGAACUGGGGUGUAAUAUGGUGUUUGUAACUACGUAUGUCUGAGAGAUAGCGUGUGUGUGUGUGUGUGUGUGUGUGUGUGUGUGUGUGUGUGUGUGUGUGUGAAAGAGAGGAGGAUAAUGUAUAUAAUACUGUAUGUGUGAGUGCCCAAACGACCGCUGACUCGGAAAAAAGAUGCGUGCCAGACGGAGUCGGGCCUUAUCUGUGCCAGACGAGGGCCAGGAGGGAGCCACAUCUGAGCCGGAGGGGAGCCAGAUCUGGCCCCAGUGAGGUGGGAAGCUGGAGGGCCCCUGUGGAGUUGAUGUCGACGCUCACGGUGACUUGACACAAGUGUGUGUGUGUCUGUCAUCUCGUGCCACUCGUCUCUCACACACACACACACACACUCACACAUUAUAAAUAAAACGCUUCAGUGGGGAUUUCCAGGGAUUGUUUUUUGUUUCUUUUUUUAAUAAAAUGCCCAGAUAAAUAUUAUCUUUGAACAAAAAAAGGAAUGAUUUUUUCCAAUCAAGCCAUACACUUCAGUACCUCUCUUUUAUCUUCUUAUUCAGGUGUAUAGUUGUACAAUUGUUUUAUUCUUUGUGUGUGUGUACAUAUAAAAAGGUAUAAACUGUAUAUAUGAUAUAAAUGAAGAGAGAAGUCUAUUUCUCUUUAUUGCCCUCGAUUGUGUUAUUUUUUUAAAAAAUGAGAGAACUGUUAGGUUUGAUCUGGUUAUUAUUUUUCUUUAUUAUUUUGUAUUUUUCCGCUCUCUUCGGAGGAUGAUGGCAGGCACCUCUGCUGCCAUGCCUGCACUGCACACGACCUUUCAUACUAAAGGUCAAAGGUCGUGAAAAGUUGUACAUAAGGACAGGACGGCAUGGUCCUGAGAAAGAGCAAAAGAGUUGGAGAGAGAGAGAGAAAAAGAUGGAGGGUAAUAUAAGGCUUUCCAUGUUCACCUCAUUGUUGUCUGUUAACGUCUUUUAUCUGUUUUUUUUAUACUGCUUUCUGCUUUGAGUUACUUAUGUUUUUUGUUUGUUUUUUUUUUUGAAAAAAAAAAAAAACAAUUUUUUAUCGCACAGUUGUCUUCAUGGGGUUAAGAGUGGAGUCCUAGCAGAAAAACCCCUUUGUGGUCAAAUGCAUGAAAAGGACGAUAAAAAAACGAGGAGAAUCAGUGGUCAUUAAUCCUAUAAGAACACACAGAUCUGAAGUCAUAAACGUAGUCAUAGAGAAGGUAUAGAAAUUUAUCGGGCCAUGAUGUAAACGUGUCCAAACCAAAGCACCUGCCUAAGGUUACUUGUCUUUAGGAUGCAAUAAUAUUGUCUAUAUUUAAAAAAAAAAAAAAAAUCAACAAAUCAGAAAAAUUUAAUGGGACCCCUGCAAUGCUACUAGACUGAUGUACUUUAUCUAAAAGACAAUGUGCAUAUUCACCAAUGUGCACUGCAGCAUGUGUGCGAGAUGUGCACUCCUGCAUGCGGCCAAAACAGCCAGAUCUGUGGCGAGGGCGUUGUGUCUUAGUACACACAUUUUUAUGUUGUGGAGAGAACCCAAAGGGUUUCCAACGGUAACUGUGUACGGCACAAAGUGAAGGACAAUCAGCACCCAAGAAAGAUGGCAGUUAUUUUUUAUUUUUUUAUUUUAUUUUGCUUUGUCAAUGGAUUGAGUUUAAAAACAAGAUGCUCCGUGUCACUUUUCCUCCUACUUUGCCAAAAAUGUUUCAUUGUUUCACUUCAAGUUCUUUGUUUUUCAUUGUCUUUGUCUAAAUUUUUGUUGUUAUUGUUGUUGUCACUGUUCGAUAUGCAAGCCUGUAAAGACUGUUCAGUGUUGGGGGUUAAAGCAAGCAGAAAGAGUUGCCUUUUAGUUCUUGUCGUCGACUAACUUUUUAACAACAUUGUUGCUGUUACACUGCAAAAAAAAGACAAAAAGAAGGAAAAAAAAAACAAAGCAAAAGCUUUAAAGUAAAUCAGAUGUGAAAUCCAUGUAAUGUCACUUUUUGGGUCUAUAAAGGAGUUAAAAAUGGUAUUUUCUUAAAUAAAUAAACAAACAAACAAACAAGCAAGCAAACAAAUUAACACUGGAUUCAGCUCUGAAUAUGAUGAUAUUGCCGCCUGUUCUGUGAUGGGCGGAGCUGCCUUCCCUAAGAGGACUAGCGCUCACGAGACACACCCUCUGGCGCCUGGUCUAUAAGGCUGAAACACUUUGUGACAUUGUUGGAGAUGUAAAAGAAGACAAAAAACUCUAAGAUAUUUCCUCUGUUUAAAAAAAAAAAACAACAAGUUAUUUAUCUUAAUUUUAUUGCCUUUGUGUUGAAUUUCAUUAAAAAAUGUCAAACUACAA
Messenger RNA from Alosa alosa (allis shad), 12204 nucleotides. RefSeq names its product BAH domain and coiled-coil containing 1b (gene bahcc1b). The record is from RefSeq and is a predicted model, not a curated record. NCBI's taxonomy places the organism in Eukaryota, Metazoa, Chordata, Actinopteri, Clupeiformes, Clupeidae. Gene Ontology annotation, molecular function: chromatin binding.